GCUAUUGUUCCCAACCCACUCCUACCUAAUAUGGAAUUCGCAAGGAAACCCAUGAUUUCCUGACACAGACAUAGCAAACCCCGCGAGGAGGACUAGGGAGCGCGAAUCUGAAGAAUUUAGAGGAGAGAGGCAGGCCCACAAAAGCCGGUCAAAAUGUUCGUGUGCUCGGAGUUGGAAUCUAUAUCGUGACCGGAUGGUGUGUGCGCGGCUGAGCAACUGAUUUCGUGAAUUCGCCAUAGGUCUCUCCCGUGAGCUACAGAGGUGUGGACCAACAACUUAGGUCAUCUCAUUCUACACAAUAAGGGUGUGGCAAUAAACAUAGCGACCUGUUAUCACGGCACUUUUGAUAACAAUACGGGACCUUCAGAAGCAAAACAGCAAAGUUGUUUAUGAUCCGUUUGCGCACGGGAUUCUGCGCAGCGUGUCCACUGAAUAGACAAUUUACAGUGAAAGCAGACGUGUGUGGAUUUUACGUCUGCCAUGCCUACCCGCCGGAUUAGGCAGAAUGCCACAGCCCUGACUGAAGAAGGGGGUAAAAAUGACAGUAUUGGACACACUGUGAAAAAGAUGUUAAAGUGCGUGGUUGUGGGCGACGGAGCUGUGGGCAAAACCUGUUUGCUGAUGAGCUACGCCAACGAUGCUUUCCCAGAGGAAUAUGUGCCGACCGUAUUCGAUCAUUAUGCAGUGAAUGUGACUGUGUCUGGGAGGCAGCAUCUACUGGGACUGUAUGACACUGCAGGACAGGAGGACUACAACCAGCUGAGACCACUGUCCUACCCAAACACGGACGUCUUCCUCAUCUGUUUCUCUGUGGUCAACCCAGCCUCCUACCAUAACGUCCAGGAGGAGUGGGUCCCAGAGCUCAAGUCCUGCAUGCCCCACAUCCCCUACAUUCUCAUUGGGACACAGAUUGAUCUUCGAGAUGACCCCAAAACCCUGUCCCGGCUACUUCAGAUGAAGGAAAAGCCGUUGACUUACGAGCAGGGCCUUAAACUGGCCAGAGAGAUCGGGGCCCAGUGUUACCUGGAAUGUUCGGCACUGACUCAGAAGGGCCUGAAGACGGUGUUCGAUGAGGCCAUCCUGACCAUCUUCAGCCCUAAGAAGAAGAAGACUGGCUGCUCGCCCUGCAGGAGUUGCUGCACCAUAGUAUGAAGAGUCUUCAGGGAGCUCAUCUCUCCUCUCUCCUUCAACCACCUCCUCCACCACCACCACCACCACCCAUCCACACAGGAACUUCUGCACCACAAUAUGAGGUGUCCUCAGGGUGCUCCUCUUUCACCAUUGUAUGAGGAGUCCUCAUCUAUCUAUCUAUCUAUCUAUCUAUCUAUCUAUCUAUCUAUCUAUCUCUAUCUGCCAUCAAAGUUUGCUGUUUCCCUCUUCCUCUGCCCUCCUAUGAGUGGUCUCAGGAAAGCCAAACCCCUCUCAGCAUCCAGGAAAUUUGAAGAGCUGACACUCAUCAUUGUACACUCCUCCGUCAGCAGCACCAGUGACCACCGGAUCCCGGGGACAUCAGUAGUGCCUUUUCCUCCCAUCACUCUCACAGGCACAAUAAGCACACACUGCCCUCACCCUGUCGGGAGAGAGACAGCCUUCAUUGACGGGAUUGUAGCCCCUUCUCACCCCCCAGUACUCUGUGCCCUGCAGAUUUGUCGAAGGGCCAACCUUUGCACUCCUAGAAAUCAAACGGUCAUCUCUCCUCCAGACUUGCGGUUGUUUGAUCGCUUGAACCGCCGUGUGCGUCACAGACUUUUCUCGAGGCCUGUGAGAAAAUGGAGAAAAUCCAUUCCACCACUGCUACUGCUGCGGCACCCGCUCCCUUCCUCACCCCAUCCUCCCCAUACAUGGUGUUUGUUUUUGUUUUUUUCCUUCGUCUUCUUCUUCUUCGUGGCGAGGGAUCGAUAGAGUGCUCUUUGCAGAGUCAAUGCCUUCACAGUCCGAGCCAGUUAAUAAGGCAGAUCCUCAGGGGGAGCGUAGCGGACCGGGGCGUCAAUAAGGAGACAGCUGUUACGGAGCGGAGCUGUGUGGAGAGCUGAAGGAGCGAAAGAGCGAGAGAAAUAAAUGAGUGAGAGAGAGAGAGAGAGAUAGAGAGAGAGAUGAAAAGAGACUGAGAGCAUCUGAGACGGUACCCUCAUCAAAUGAUUCAGUGUUUAAGUGGGUCGUUUCAAAUGAACUGUUCCUAGUCACACACACACACACACACACACACACACACACACACACACACACACAGCUCGAGCUAAGCAUCUUGUGCUUCCGCUGUACAGUUCUUUAUAUCUGAUUUGAGUGCCGAGAUGAUUUCAGUAUCGGCGAAGGAAGAUUGUAAUUUGUAAUGUAAUGGAAGAGAGGAUUAAGGGAAAAUAAUGGAUGUUAUCUUUCAUCAAGAAACUGUAACAUCAAGUACAUACCUGAGGACUGCUACCAAAUGACUUUAACUAAUGUGAACACAAGUGUUAAAGAGACAUAAAUGUGUUUGAUUCAUCAGAGGACACACACACACUCUCCCACACACAUGAUAAGAUACUGUAAGCAAGACACACCCAAAGAGGCUUGCUCAUCCCACGAGCUCUGAGGGCUUUCAAUGUUUGCUGAGGUCACAAACUCCACAGAAAGUGUCAGAUUACAAGUUUUCCAAAGGAUAUGAGCAAACGUCCACAGGGCAGAAUCUGCACUUCCCCCAUGACCUUCUGUCUGUUAACUGGAGGAGCUUUCUGAGAGCUUUCUCCGAGUCACGCUGACAAAUAGGAGUGUAAAUGAAUGUCGUCGUCCAGUGCUUGUUUCACCUAUUCUUAGACACACAGUCUCCACAAACAGAGCAUCUCACACAUACACACACAUACACACUUUCCACAAACACUGGCUAACUGUUCCAGCCUCCCUACAGCCCAUUUCUCUCUACACACAUACACACAACCCUUCUCCA
Alosa alosa (allis shad) is the source of this 2920-nucleotide messenger RNA. RefSeq names its product ras homolog family member J (gene rhoj). Gene Ontology annotation, molecular function: GTPase activity; GTP binding. NCBI's taxonomy places the organism in Eukaryota, Metazoa, Chordata, Actinopteri, Clupeiformes, Clupeidae. Gene Ontology annotation, biological process: small GTPase-mediated signal transduction. The record is from RefSeq and is a predicted model, not a curated record. The transcript is spliced from 5 exons. Bases 481 to 1152 code for a protein of 223 amino acids.